Messenger RNA from Fimicolochytrium jonesii, 1461 nucleotides. RefSeq lists its product as uncharacterized. The transcript has 3 exons. The coding region runs from base 1 to 1461 and encodes 486 amino acids. The record is from RefSeq and is a predicted model, not a curated record. Lineage: Eukaryota; Fungi; Chytridiomycota; Chytridiomycetes; Spizellomycetales; Powellomycetaceae.
AUGUCGUUCAGAGAAGGACACGACGAAACAGAUUCAAUUGGAAUCGACAAAAAUGAACUGCUUUCCACGGAAUCUGAUACCGAGCAAAAUGUCCUUUUCACAGGGACAAACAAUUCUGUCAAAAUAACCGAACCUGCACCUGCUGAGAUUGCGAGUACAGAAGAUACAAACCAUCAAUCCGGCAAAGCCAAAAGGAAAAGGCGCACUGCGGACGAACAACUAAAGAAAAUGCAAGAACAAAUCGCAGCCAGGGAACGGAAAGCAUUCGAAAAGAUUCAGAAAGCGAAGGAGAAGAUGAAAGAGUUGGAAAACAAAGUUGAAAAGGAGAAGAUAUCUUCCAGAAGGAACAGUGAAGGGGAACAACGGAGUGGUCAGUCAACUCCUCGUAAACGUCGUGGAAGCAAAUCCGUGUUCAGCAAACCGUAUGUGAGCACUUCGGAUGAUAAUUCGGACAACGAUGCUACUGGCAUGAACCGACCGGAGUACGAAAACCCAGAAAGUAGUCGUCAUUUAUCACCUCCCAAGCAGCAAACAGUGAAAAAGAAUUCACGUCAAGUGUCUAUUGAACCUUCUGGCGAUAAUAAGUACCCCUCGCGGCAAUCUCGUGGAUCACCCACCGAUUCCGAUUCCGAAGAUGAUGGUGAUGAUGAUAGCAAAGAUGACAUUGACGACGAAGAUUUGAGUGACAACGAGAAUGGGUCUGGAUUGUCACUGGAGGAACAAAUGCGAAGAAUUCAUGAAAAGCAGAAGAAAAAAGAAGAGAAAAGGGAAAGGCUGGCUCAGGAUCGCGCUGCUGCAAAACGGAUGAAACAGGAAAGAAUGGAGCAAAAAAGAAAGGCCGCAGCCGAUAGACGUGAGGGUAAACGACCAGCACAACCUGACACAUUCACUCCUGCCGUGAAGCGUUCAAAAGUGGAUCGUGGAGAGUCAUCUAGCAGCGCGAUGGUUAAAAGCAGUGGAAAUUCCAGUGUUUUGGGGGAUCAGAGUAUGACCGAAAUGCUUCUGCAAGAAUUGAAAAAGGGAUUCGAUGGCAUAACGGAUGCGAUUGGCGACAUGAACAAAAACAUCAUCAUCUUGAACGACAAGAUGUCUGGCGAGAGCAAUAUCAAAAAAGUUCCCUCCGAAAUCGACGGAUUUCGCACGGAUUGGUUUUUCGAGUUCCUCGAUAAUGUGACAACCGAAUCUCAAUCGGGUCAAGUUAAAAUCCGGGAUCUUGCCGAUUAUUUCCACCCUUGGGUAGAUGUAACGCAUCCAAUAUGGGCUCAAAUGCAUCCACAUUAUUGCACAAAGCCCCGUUCGAGAAUCUCCUUCUUGAUCGACAUAGUCAAGAUCAUUAUCGAGGGAGAGGGCGAGAAGCAAUUGACUUACAUCGCAAAAUUGAAUGGCCGCACAGAUUUGCUAUCUGGGAGGAAAAUGAAGGACUUGUCCAAAAACGGAAAAGGUGACUCCGAUGUGUCAUGA